UAAAGCCCUCGCCAUUUCUAACUUCAAUUCGCGACAACAGUCCUUAAACCCUAAUUUUCACGAAUUUAAUGUUACUUCUUCUUAAUCGCCUCUCCCGCCGGAAACCGCCGGCGUUCGCACGCCAUCUCUCUUCCGCCGCCGACCCCGCUUCAAAGCUCCACGACCACUACUCCUUUAAACCGCCGCCCUCUCUCUUCCCCCAAACCCCUCAAAACCCUAAUUUAACACCAAAGAAAAAAGUAAAGCCUCCAUAUCGACCUCCUUCUUCACUCGACAGAACCGGGAAAAAACCGAUACAUUCAAAUCUUCCGUUUGAUUUCCGGUACAGUUACACUGAAAGCAGUCAGUCGGUAAGGCCCAUUGGGCUUAGAGAACCUAAAUACUCCCCGUUUGGUCCGGACCGAUUAGACAGGGUCUGGACGGGAGUAUGUGCUCCGGUCGUUGACCCGAAGGUGACAUCGUUGGAUGAAUCGGAGGAUCCGAAUUUCGAGGCGAAGAGGAGACAAAAGAGAGGGCAAAUACAGGGUGAGCCACUUAAUAAUGCUGAGAGGAAAAUUCUUGUGGAGAGAUGUCAAAGGCAUGAAACUAAGAAGCAAAUUAAUAUUGGGAGAGAUGGGUUAACCCAUAAUAUGUUGAAUGAUAUAUAUAAUCAUUGGAAGCAUGAAGAAGCUGUUAGGAUUAAGUGUCUUGGUGUUUGUACUGUUGAUAUGCAAAAUGUCUGCAACCAGCUUGAGGUGGCUUCUGUUAUAAUUAUGGAGUCUGUUAUGUACAAUUUUGUUAGAGUAGUCUGUGAUUACUUUUCCUGUCUGUUACAGGACAAAACCUUUGGCAAGAUUAUUUCAAGACAUGGUGGUUCGCUGGUAUUGUAUAGAGGCAGGAACUAUAAUCCUAAGAAAAGGCCUUUCAUUCCGUUGAUGAUGUGGAAACCUCACGAACCUAUAUACCCGAAGCUAAUCAAGACGACUAUUGAAGGGCUGAGUAUUGAGGAAACGAAGGAGAUGAGGAAGAGAGGAUUAGCUGUUCCUGCUUUGACAAAGCUUGCGAAAAAUGGUUAUUAUGCGAGUCUUGUACCAAUGGUGAGAGAUGCUUUUCUCGUCACUGAGCUGGUUCGGAUAGAUUGCAAAGGCCUUGAGAAGAGUGAUUACAAGAAAAUUGGCUGCAAACUCAGGGAACUGGUACCAUGUGUCCUUGUUACAUUUCAAAAGGAACAGAUUGUGGUAUGGAGAGGGAAUGACUAUAAGCCACCGGAAGAUGGACGGGAGUUGUUCAUGGAUAGGCAAUCUUUUGAUGAUGCAGAGAGCAAUGUGGAUCAUAGCAAAGACAGUUAUAGCUCAAAGGAGAAUAAUGAUGAUCAUCUAGAGUAUUACUCCGGCGGUGACGAUGAGUAGUUUCUUCCUUGUCAGACUCGAUGCUUGUGCUCUCCAAUUCUGAAUAUUUUGGAAUGUGAGUCGAUUACUAUGCUCAACGAACACAUUUUUCAGGAGUUCCUCCUCCAAGCGCUAAAGGCACCAAAAAGUACAGAGAAAGGUGAAAGAUUUGUGAAGGUAUAUUAUUAUUGUAUGUAUUGGAUGUAGGGGACCAACCGAAAAACCGAACUGUUCCGAACUAAAAAAGAUCGGUUUGGUUCCUUUUUUUAUAAGAAUUUUAGUUUAGUUUGGUUUUUUAUUUUAGAUAAACCAAAAAAAACUAUCAGUAUAUAAAAAAUUCGUGUAAAUGGUUAAAAUAGAAUAUAUUUUUUUCUUUUAAGGUA
Mercurialis annua (annual mercury) is the source of this 1750-nucleotide messenger RNA. RefSeq names its product CRS2-associated factor 1, mitochondrial. Gene Ontology annotation, molecular function: RNA binding. Gene Ontology annotation, biological process: Group II intron splicing. Lineage: Eukaryota; Viridiplantae; Streptophyta; Magnoliopsida; Malpighiales; Euphorbiaceae. The transcript has 4 exons. The record is from RefSeq and is a predicted model, not a curated record. The coding region runs from base 69 to 1388 and encodes 439 amino acids.